This is a messenger RNA of Aspergillus pseudotamarii, 768 nucleotides long. RefSeq lists its product as uncharacterized. Bases 1 to 768 code for a protein of 255 amino acids. The record is from RefSeq and is a predicted model, not a curated record. The transcript has 4 exons. Lineage: Eukaryota; Fungi; Ascomycota; Eurotiomycetes; Eurotiales; Aspergillaceae.
AUGACCGACAAUACCUUUUUUGAUGGACGGGAAGGUCGAGAGGUUCACUUUUGGGACGGGCCUUCAACAUGGACCUUGACUGGACUUAUCAGAGAAAAAAACAGUCAAGUAAAUGCAGAGGACUACUACAAGUAUGGAAUUAUCGGGGGCGCUUAUGGCACCUUCUUGUGCAAGAAUUGUAUGGGCAGUACUCAAUGCGCCAUAAUGAAAGUAUUCAAGCAAGUUCCAUUUGAGGGAUCUGAGUACGCGACGGCUCAACAAAGGGGUGAUCAAGCCUCUCAGAAGCUUGAUUACGAUAUCACUAGUCAAUUAGGGGCACUCAACACCCUAACAAACAAAGGCUGCCAAUCCACCCCCCGUGUUGUGUCCAUGAAAGUUGAGCACCAGAAGGAUACGGAUUCAGUACCGGGCGGCUAUAUCGUUUACCUCCUUUUGAGCCAAGUACCCGGACUGCAAUUCAGCAAGGCGAUCUUCUGGGACUUCGAGUACCCAGUGCGUGAAAAGAUCCGCCAAGCGUUCAGGGCCGCCAGGAUCGAUUGUGUUAGCUUAGGCGUUGUACCAGUGCUCCAAAACAUAGAGCAUGUCUUCUGGCAUGCAGAGGAGAACAAAGCUUACAUAAUUGGUUUUAGAAUGAGUGAGCAGGCAAGGGAAGAGGACGUGUGGCGGGACACUCGGUGGAUCGCUUGGAAUAUGGCCAAGCUUCGAGAUGACUAUCGCUGGUAUAAGGAAAAGAAUCCUCAUCCAGACAUGAGCAAUUGGAUACUGUGA